Messenger RNA from Aspergillus bombycis, 1782 nucleotides. RefSeq names its product siderochrome-iron transporter MirC (gene mirC). The record is from RefSeq and is a predicted model, not a curated record. Gene Ontology annotation, molecular function: siderophore-iron transmembrane transporter activity. The transcript is spliced from 5 exons. Lineage: Eukaryota; Fungi; Ascomycota; Eurotiomycetes; Eurotiales; Aspergillaceae. The coding region runs from base 1 to 1782 and encodes 593 amino acids. Gene Ontology annotation, biological process: siderophore transmembrane transport.
AUGCCCUUACUUGACGCCCACUCAGGUCCCUCAUAUGGCACACUCGAUCAAAUGGAGAGGCGCGAUCAGCAUGAAGGAGAGCAACUCCUUCCCGCGGGAUAUGAAAGCGACGACCACGGUAGUGAGAUAACAUCGGAUGACUCGAUGCAAGAAGGGGUUCGGAAGAUUGAAGCUAUCAACUUGACCUGGACAACAAAGUCUUUGGUUGUGGCUUAUGUCAGUAUCUUCCUUAUGGCGUUUUGUACUUCUUUAGAGGGCCAGACCACCAUGUCCCUCUCUGCUUAUGCCACCAGCGCAUUUAGCAAGCACUCAUUGAUUUCAACUGUUCUUGUUGUCCAGAAUGUCGUCAAUGCUGUGAUCAAGCCUCCCAUGGCUAAGAUAGCUGAUGUCUUCGGUCGCUUCGAAGCGUUCUGUAUAUUCUAUUCCGCCGGUUCGACGGGUUUGCAGAUCCUCCAACAAGUGUUCAUUGCGGACAGCAGUAGCCUUCUCAACAGGGCAUUUCUUGCACUCUUGCCAGAGUUUCCAUUUUUGGUUACAGUUUGGAUUGGACCAGCAAUAGCUGAUGCAGUGAUACACCACUCGUCAUGGCGUUGGGGUUACGGGAUGUGGUCAAUCAUUUUGCCUGCUUCAUUUCUCCCUUUAGCGCUGACAUUAUUGUUGAACCAACGCAAGGCUAAAAGACUAAACCUCAUUAAACAAAAACACAUUCCUCGGGGUGGCUUCAUUGCUGUCGUCCGCCGCACCUGGUACGAUCUGGACAUGUUUGGUUUGAUACUUCUUUCGGCGGCAGUUACAUUGAUUUUGGUGCCUCUCACUCUUGCCGCCAAUGCUAAAGACGGCUGGAAGAACGACAGUAUCCUCGCAAUGAUUACGGUUGGUAUAGUUUGUUUACUGGCGUUGCCACUGUGGGAGACUUCGAAAAGAUUUGCCCCUAAACCACUUCUCUCCCUACAUCUUCUUAGACAACGCACAGCACUCGCUGGCUGUGCUUUAGCUUUUUGGUACUUCAUGGCAUUCUAUUUUUCGGUUCAACCGUAUCUUUACUCUUAUCUUCAAGUGGUCCAAGGAUAUGAUGUCGCUACGGCUGGCCGUGUGACGCAGACUUUUGCGUUUACGUCGACCAUUGCUGCUUUCUCAGUGUCCUUAUUGAUCAAAUACACACGACGCUAUCGAAUUUAUGUGACCAUCGGAAGCGGGAUUUACAUGAUUGGUCUUCUUUUGAUGAUGCUUUACCGCAAAGAAGGCAGCUCAUCAACACUGAUUCUUGGGACACAGGUUGUGGUGGGUAUGGGAGGCGGUCUCCUCAACGUGCCUGUCCAGCUGGGAGUUCAGGCAUCUGCUAGCCAUCAGGAGGUUGCGGCUGCUACGGCAAUGUUUUUGACAUCUAUGGAGAUGGGUGGUGCAGUUGGCGCUGCGAUCUCGGGGGCCGUCUGGACGCACAACAUUCCGCGGAAGUUGCGGCGUUACCUCCCUGAUGAGAAUAAGGGGGAUGCUAAGGAGAUAUUUGGGAGAUUGGACAAGGCCCUAUCUUUCCCUAUAGGAUCCCCGGCUAGAAUUGCCAUUAAUCGGUCUUAUCAAGAGACCAUGAAUAAGCUGUUGGUGUUGGCGCUGAUCGCGACGAUACCGUUAAUCCCCUUGAGUCUUUCGAUGAAGAAUUAUAGGCUGGACAAAGUCAACUCCGAACCAGUGGACGGGCCUAACGGGGGCCAUCUAGUUCCAGACAAUGGACAAGGCCUAUUGGAAGACGAAUCCGAAUCAGAAGGACACUCGAAACAACCGUGA